AUGGCAUCUUUGUCAGUGGAAGCAGGUAUCAAGACCUGUAUAGAGCGACUUGGGUUCAGUGAAGUUAAGAAGGAGCAAGAAGAAGCAAUGAUAAAAUUUGUUACUGAAAGAGAUGUUUUUUUGUGCCUACCUACUGGUUUUGGCAAGAGUUUGUGCUACUAUAGCAUACCAAUUCUCUUUGAUGUCCGGGCUGGAAGGAGUUCACCAGGUCAUCAGGGAAUCAAAUUUCGUAAGGAGUAUGCUAAGUUAGGAGAACUUCGUGGUUUUUUUUCUCGUGUAUGCAUGAUGGCUCUUACAGCCACGGCUUCGACUUCAUCUCGGAAGGAGAUAAUUAAGUUACUUGGGAUGAAGAAACCACACUUGAUAAUAAGAUGUCCCAACAAACCUAACAUCAUUUAUUACGUGGAAGAAAAGACACAAGAUAUUGAAAUAGUUUUCAAACCCUUAGUUGAAGAAGUAAAAGUGAAAGGAACAAGAAUGGAUAAAGUGAUUAUCUUUUGUUGGACCUGUAAUGAUUGUUCUGCCAUAUACUACUACUUUAAGGAUUUAUUGAAGGAGAUUAUUACUGAUCCACAGGGCUAUCCAAAUGUACCAAAAUUUCUAAUUGUUGAUAUGUUUCCUGCUUGCAAUUCUGAUUUGGUGAAGAAUAAAAUUCUUUCAUCUUUUUCAUCUGCUACAGGUCGUUUAAGAAUUGUGUUAGCUACUGUAGCCUUUGGUAUGGGCAUUGACUGUCCUAACAUCAGGCAUGUUAUUCAUUGGAGUCCACCAUCAAAUUGUCAAUCUUACAUUCAAGAAACAGGCCGUGCUGGUAGAGAUGGAAUGACAGCUUAUGCCACACUCUUUUAUUCAAGAAAGGAUGUUUCUUUACCCAGAGCUCAAUCGUGA
Messenger RNA from Amphimedon queenslandica, 885 nucleotides. Its product is annotated as ATP-dependent DNA helicase RecQ-like. Gene Ontology annotation, cellular component: nucleus; chromosome; cytoplasm. Gene Ontology annotation, biological process: double-strand break repair via homologous recombination. Gene Ontology annotation, molecular function: four-way junction helicase activity; 3'-5' DNA helicase activity. The coding region runs from base 1 to 885 and encodes 294 amino acids. NCBI's taxonomy places the organism in Eukaryota, Metazoa, Porifera, Demospongiae, Haplosclerida, Niphatidae. The record is from RefSeq and is a predicted model, not a curated record. The transcript has 2 exons.